Podarcis lilfordi (Lilford's wall lizard) is the source of this 2258-nucleotide messenger RNA. The record is from the annotation of a GenBank genome assembly. Lineage: Eukaryota; Metazoa; Chordata; Lepidosauria; Squamata; Lacertidae.
AUGACCGAGUCGGUUCCUAGACAGGCCUGGAUGCCUCUCAUUCCUGGAAAGAGAAAAGAGGGCGGCUUGGAAUUUACUUCCUACUUUGCCUCCUCACGUGACCUGCCCUUUGAAUUCCCCAGGUGUGGAUUCAAGUGGGAGAUAUUUUUUUCACUAGCAGUGGGAGGGGGAUCAGGUGAGUUUAGAGGGUAAGGGAGCUUUUAGGGAGUGGGGGCACCAGGGGAGGGGGGGAAAUAUCAAGGUAGGGGGUUUAAAGACCACCCUUUGCCCCCACCCUCCACUCUUGCCCAGAUAUAUGGAGAUCCCCCCUUCCUUACUUAGACUGAGUCAGAUGACUGGUCCACACUGAGUGCCCCCCGGGAAACCCAGGUAGCUGGGCUGGUCCCCCGGGAUGGCAAGAUAGUGGGCAGGGUGGGUAUCUGCAGCCAAGGCAGUGCUUUCAUUUGCACCCACUAAAAUGUCACAAAAUGAUUUCCUUGGCAGCAGUGCGGCUGUGUCAGUAAAACUGACCAGUGAGUCUCAUGCCUGUGUGUUUGCCCUUUAGGUGCCUCCAGAUCGUGCCAUUUAAAGUGCAUUUCCCCACACCCACCCCAAGAAUCCUGGGAGCUGUAGUUUGUUCAGAGUGCUGGGAAUUGUAGCUGUGUGGGGGGCUACAGUUUCCAUGCUAUUUUGGGGAGGGGUCUGAAAUUACGUGUGUUAAAUUUAUGGUGCAGUUGGCUUCCCUCAAGGAAUCCAGGGAAUUAUCGUUCGUUUAGGGUGCUGGGAAUUGCAGCACGACAAGGGGCAAACUACAGUUCCCAGUGGUCCUGUGAUGGGGUGUGUGUGUGUGGCUUUGAAUGUGUGGUUGGCAACCAGCCUGCUGCUGAUUUGCAGGAGGGAUUUAAGUGCACAUCAGAACUUUAGGUUUGCACAUUUGAAAGUGGAUGAAAGGGCUCUGUUUCUCUCAAGCAACAAAUCUACUUUAUAAAAGAGAGGAUUUUUUGUGGUUAGGAGAAUGACAAGGAAAUGUCUUGAAAAACAUCGUAUAAAUGAAUGAGUGCUCUCUAGCAAAGUAAGGAUGAAUGCAGGACAAAGACUGAUUGUCAAAUAACUGUCCCAUGAACAAAUUAGAACAAAUGCUCAUUAAAGUCCAGAUACAGGACCCAUCUGCACUAUAUAUUUAAAACCAUGGCUUCCCACCAAAGCAUCAUGGGAGUUGUAGUUAAGGGUGCUGAGAGUUGUUUGAAGACACAAUUUCCCCCUCACAGAACUACAAUUCUUAGAGUACGGUAAUCUAACAGUCAAUUUCUCAUCACAGGGGACUCUGUUAGCAGCAGCUCUCUGAGGAGAAUAGCCUUCAGUGGUUUGUAUGUUGCACUAAACCAUGGUUUAUUUGAAUGUCUGAACACACAGGCCACCAGCGGUAUAACCAUAAUUUGUUAACCACAAACCAUAUUCAUAAGCCAUGGUUUAUUACUAGCUUACAAACUUUGGAUUGUGUUAAUCAAAUGUGACUGACAGCUUGCACUUCCCUUGCAAUCCAUUAUUUGAAUUUUUAGAAACAAAAUCAACAGCACAGUCCUGUGCAUGUCUUCUCAGAAGCUGGACUGGGCAAAUCUGUCCUUUCCCCUCACUGUGAAUCGUUCCUCGCAUGUUUGUAUGCAAAUCUGCCCGCUAUAAACAUUUCUCCUUAAUGCAAUGUUUUUUAACAUGUUCUUUUCUCUAAUAGAUGUAUUUAAGCAAAUGUUUUGUAUGCAUGGCUGGAGAACAGCAGUGCAAAAUUCAGAAAACGUUUCCAAAGAGAGGUGUGGUUUGGUUCUCAUGUCAUUUCAGAAAGGGCAGAUUAGGUCCCGUUUGCUUUUAAAUGCAACCUGGAUCAAAUUCCUCUACGUGCUCCCACCCUACUCCUCCUUUGGGAACUCUUAACACAUUUAUCUAUCUAUCUAUCUAUCUAUCUAUCAUCUAUCUAUCUAUCUAUCUAUCUAUCUCGGUAAGGGACUUCUCAUGACUUAAUUCCAGUUUUUCUUGUUUUGCUCAGCCCCGAGCACUGACCUCACGACCACAUGACCUGAAAAGACAACAUGGCCACCGAGGCUGGGGAAAUAGCAGCCCUGGGUCUCCACCUCUGAGCUGUGCUAGAAAAGGGAAAGAAGAGGGAAGAAUCGGACGCUGCAGCUCUUGGAGCAAAGUGCCCUCCUGCCGCCUGGGCGGAGAGCCUGGGGGAUUUGGAGAGAACAAAUAAUUCAGAGGAGGCAAAAGGGGAAGCAAAGGAAGGACCG